GGCUGCUGAGCCCAGUGGCUGAGGGAAAAGGCAAGGAGAUCCCUAGAAAGCAUGAGGGAACUUAGCAGAAUCUUGGCUGCUUGCUUUUCUGAGUACAUAGCCCUCGGUCUGUCUCUGCGAAGCAACCCCUCCUCCCCCUGCUGCUCAGGAUCAUUUGCUUGAAGCUAGGAACACAGCACACAGCCGAGUUCAGAAGUUUGGGAAUGGCUCUGGGAAGAUUGCGAGGCUGGAGGGUGGAAGCCUUCAUGAAACAGGAGCCUGCCACCUAUUCUGGGGGGCUCUCGUAUUCUGAAUCCUCCUGCUCUGCCCAGGGGAAAGCAAGCACAACAGAGAGACUGGCACCCUUUGGAUUCUACGGCUUUUAGCAGAGCCUGGUGGAGGUACCUGGAUCCUCAGAGAAAAGUUCUUCGGGAAGGUCCUGGGAACCACAAGACACUCUUCGAAGUGGGGAGAAGAAGGGGCAGUCUCUCACCCUCCUUUGCCUUUGGGACUGGCUUUUGGGGGAAAAGGAGUUGCCCAGCCAGAUCAUGAGACUCUCUUUACACUUCCCAGGAAGACUCCGUAAGUUAGGACACUGCUCCAUCUGGAUCUAGCAAACAGAGCGUGAAAGAGUCCCCAGCACGCGCUGUCGGUUCUGUAGGCACUAGAAAUGGAGAAUGAGGUUGGGAAAUCUGUGGACAAUCAAAUGGAUAAAUACAUAGUUACAAUAAUGGGGAAAUCAGAAAGUCAAAUGGAUAUUGUAGAAAAAUCAACGAAAUCUGGGAAAAAAUCCCGGAGCUUUGUGGCCAUCGGUCUGUCUGUUCUGCUGCUUCUCAUGACUUGUGCUGUGGUCGCCCUGGUGAUCCUGUAUGCCAGCAGCAGAGAUGCAAACUAUGGUACCAAUUCAGGCAACGUAUGCACCACACCUGGAUGUGUUACAGCAGCUGCUAGGAUAAUUCAGAACAUGGACCCAACCACUGAGCCUUGCAACAACUUCUACCAGUAUGCCUGUGGGGGCUGGCUAAACCGGCACGUCAUCCCAGAAACCAGCUCAAGAUACAGCAUUUUUGACAUCCUGAGAGAUGAACUGGAGAUCAUCCUGAAAGGUGUGCUGGAGACUCCAGAGCAGGAUGAUCGAGAGGCCUUUCAGAAAGCAAAGACACUUUACAAAUCCUGCAUGAAUGAGAGCCUCAUAGAGCAGCGAGACUCAUUGCCCUUGUUAGAGGUCCUAGCUAUGGUUGGAGACUGGCCAGUGGCUUCUGCAGAUUGGAAUAUCACCCAUGAGGCAAACUGGAGUGUGGAAGAAAAACUCUCCAUCAUGAACUCCAGAUAUAACAAACGAGUCAUCAUUGAUAUGUUUGUUUGGAACGACGACCGGGAUUCCAGCCGGCAUAUCAUUUAUAUCGACCAGCCCAGUUUGGGAAUGCCAUCGCGAGAUUACUACUUCAAUGGUGGCAACUACCAAAGAGUACGGGAAGCCUACCUGCAAUUCAUGAUCACCAUUGCCAAAAUGAUCAGAGGCGAUAAGAACUUGUCUAAAGACGACAGCUUUGUCCAAGAGGAAAUGGCAAAGGUGAUGGAGUUUGAAACAGAGAUCGCGAAUGCAACUGCUCCUGCAGAAGAAAGGCAUGAUGUGACCCUGUUGUACAACAAAAUGACCCUAAAGCAGCUACAGGAAAAGUUUGCCUUGAAGGACUUUAACUGGGCCCUCUUCAUCCAAGGUGUCAUGUCUUCAGUAAAUGUUCAGGUCCACCCCAAGGAGGAGGUGGUUGUAUAUGGAAUGCCCUAUCUGCAGGAGCUCAAAGCAAUUAUCUCCAAGUACUCAGCAAGAACCAUCCAGAACUACCUGGUUUGGCGACUGGUGAUUGACCGGGUCAGCAGCCUGAGUCGGCGUUUUAAGGAUGCUCGUGCCAACUAUAGAAAGGCACUUUAUGGGACAACAUUGGAAGAGGCCCGUUGGCGAGAAUGUGUGAGUUAUGUCAACAGUAACAUGGAGAACGCAGUGGGAGCUCUGUAUGUCAGGGAAACAUUUGCUGGUGAGAGCAAGAGGAUGGUCCGAGAUUUAAUAGACAAAAUCCGUGAAGUGUUCAUUGAGACGUUAGAUGAAUUGCAGUGGAUGGAUGAGACGUCUAAAGAGAAAGCUCGUGAGAAGGCAAUGGCCAUUAAAGAACAAAUUGGUUAUCCAGAUUAUAUUUUAGAAGAUCACAAUGAAAAACUGGAUCAGGAAUAUACAAAUUUAAACUUCAGCGAGUACAAAUACUUUGAAAACAUCCUGGAAAACCUGAGAGCUGGAGCGCAGAAGAGCCUGAAAAAGCUUCGAGAGAAAGUUGACCAAGAUAUAUGGAUCAUCGGUGCUGCUGUGGUCAACGCAUUCUACUCCCCCAACCGAAACCAAAUAGUCUUUCCAGCUGGGAUUCUGCAGCCUCCCUUCUUUAGUAAACACCAGCCACAAGCAUUAAACUUUGGAGGGAUUGGGAUGGUAAUUGGGCAUGAAAUUACUCACGGUUUCGAUGACAAUGGCAGGAACUUUGACAAAGAUGGAAAUAUGUUUGACUGGUGGAGCAAUUUCUCAGCCAUGCAUUUUAAGGAGCAAUCUCGCUGUAUGGUCUACCAGUAUGGAAAUUACACGUGGGAGCUGGCUGGAGGACAGAAUGUCAGUGGGAUAAGCACACUAGGAGAAAACAUUGCAGAUAAUGGAGGAGUUCGACAGGCUUACAAGGCCUAUUUAAAAUGGUUGGAGCGAGAAGGGAAGGAGCCAAAAUUGCCUGGGCUUAAUCUGACUCAUAAACAGCUUUUCUUUGUGAACUUCGCCCAGGUAUGGUGUGGUUCCUACAGGCCAGAAUAUGCUAGCCAGUCCAUUAAGACAGAUGUCCACAGCCCUUUGAAAUACAGGGUGAUGGGAUCUUUGCAAAACUUUGAAGCCUUCUCUGAGGCAUUCCACUGUAAAAAGGGCACCACCAUGCACCCUGCUGAGAAAUGCAGAGUCUGGUAGCCAAAGAGAACAUUUGUGCUGAAGAUAACGCUUAGACGCACAGUCUACAACAGAAAACAAAAUUCAACUGGUCUGGCUACAUACUGAACAGUUCUCGCCAAUGAUGUGCCUGAUGUUUUCCUGUUCAGUCACAGCCAAGGUUAAUGGUGCAGCUACUGUGGUCAGAAUUUUAAAAAGCCCACGGCUGUCAGGCUUUCGUGGUUCGGCUGGAAUGCAUGCAGGCUUCUCAGCAUUGACAGCUGGGCUGCAUUGAGAGUGACAGUACACUCCAGGAGAGAAAUGACUGUUUCCAAUGACAUCCUGACUGUUAUUAAGAUACCACAUCAGGGUUACAAAGACUAGCUAUUUAAAAAAAAAAAAAAAAAGAUCUAUUUUUCAGCAAGGAGUAUUCAUUUUAGUAUGUCCUACACUCAAAUUAGCCUUGGGAGGUUCGGUAAGCCUGUCUGAGGCUGUUCACUGAGCUCGCUAUUUUCCAAUAUUCUGAUUCAGUUUCUGGUGCACUUCUCCAAAAUUCAGGGUAGAGAUAGUUCAACUUACUUGCUGUCUGUGUAACACUGUCCAUUUGCACCUUGACGACUGCUUUGUUGUAAGAGGUUGUAAUUUGUCUUGAUAUUUUACAAGGUGAUCUGUAUGUUAAAAUGCUUACCAGCUGCUGACAUAUAAGCCACGCUGAACCCCUUGUUUUGCACUUGAGUUAUUUUGCUCAAAUGAGCAAGUUUAACAUUAUCUUAACAAAGUGAUAUAGAGGUUGCUAGAAAAAAAUCACAAUUAAAAGUCUAAAGUCUAUUGCCAUAUUCAGACUACCGUGGGUACCUCCAUUCAGAAAUAUAUUUAAGAGGAGACAUAUUCUUGCAUUAAGAGUAUAUAUUUAGGAAAUUUUAGCAGAACAGACUUGUUGCUUAAUGUAAACAGCAAAACACUUACCCAAGAACAAAAUUAAUUCCGUGCCUUUUAAUUUUGCCAUAAGCUACUUUUAAAUAUUUACACUUUGAAAAUGUACAUCUUGUUAAUUUUUUUAUAAAUAAAUAAAUAAAUCACACUGCAGCCAAUUACUCAGGCAUUUAUCUAUAGAAGCAAUUUCAGAUUGCUUUCUUUAAUGAAUGUUCUAAUUUAAGGGUAACAGGUAUCUGGAGUUUUUUGAUCCUUUAUGUAGGAUGCAAGCAUUCUUUUCCAAAAAUAUUUAUUUUUGGCAUAUAUACCACUGGAAAGCAAGUUCUUAAUUCUUUUUAAUAGCAUUUGGUAAUGCUUAGCUUAUCAGAUAUCAAAGCAAACUGUUGAUUCCUUUACACUCUACUUAACACAUAACGAAAAAAGCUUUGAUUAACUAAAUUCUAAUUUUAUGUGACUGUUACAUGUCCAAUGUCAGUAUUGUUAAAGUUUCUAUUUUUCAUGUUAAAGUGUCCAUGUAGUAAGCAAGCUUUAUUAGCCGAAUAAACUGCCAUAAUCUCUCAAAA
This is a messenger RNA of Alligator mississippiensis (American alligator), 4425 nucleotides long. RefSeq names its product membrane metalloendopeptidase like 1 (gene MMEL1). Gene Ontology annotation, cellular component: plasma membrane. The transcript has 23 exons. The coding region runs from base 650 to 2971 and encodes 773 amino acids. Gene Ontology annotation, biological process: protein processing. NCBI's taxonomy places the organism in Eukaryota, Metazoa, Chordata, Crocodylia, Alligatoridae. Gene Ontology annotation, molecular function: metalloendopeptidase activity. The record is from RefSeq and is a predicted model, not a curated record.